AUGGCGAAGAACAAGUCUCCCGACGGGGAUGGGCUGCCGAAAGAACUGUUCGAAGCUCACUGGGACCUAUUGGGGGAGAGCUUCAUGGCCUUGGUGAGGAGUUUUGAUGCGUCUGCCACCCUGCCAUCAGCAACCAAGGAGGCGGUCACCAUCGUGUUGCAUAAGAAAGGGGAGAAAGAUGAGCUCAACAACUAUCGCCCGAUUACCUUGCUCAACUUCACUUACAAGGUUAUAGCGAGAGUGGUAUUGGACUGGAUGAAGUUGGUGCUUCAUCUAGUCAUAUCCCCGGAGCAGUAUGGGUUCAUCGCGGGGCGGCGUCUCUCGGAUGCGGUGGCUUUGGUGGCUGAUGUAAUCGACGCUGCAAAAAACGGUGCCGAGGAUUGGGGCCUUCACGAGAUCACAUCAACGAAACUGUUGGUUAAUGGCUGGCUGGGGAAAGGAGUGGAAGUGGUGUCAGGCGUGCGGCAAGGGUGUCCGUUGGCGCUGUACCUCUUUCUCUGCGCGGUGGAUCCAUUGGCGCGGGAAGUGGAGAGGCAGGAGCUCGGUCUAUCCAAGCAAAAUUUGCACUUCAAUUACCUCGGUUACGUUGAUGACACGACGUUGGCACUGCAAGGGGCAGAGCAAAUUGUUAAAGAGGAGGAGGUGCUGGACUGUUUUGAAAAAGGGUCCGGUCUGGCAACUAACAAAUCGAAGUCGGUGCUGUUACCUCUCGGUGCGAAUCUGGGAGCAAAGGGUGAUGGGACGAGCAGUUUCAAGUGGGCCAAAGCGGACGAAGCAGAGCGCCUGCUGGGAGUCUAG
Messenger RNA from Closterium sp. NIES-65, 798 nucleotides. Lineage: Eukaryota; Viridiplantae; Streptophyta; Zygnematophyceae; Desmidiales; Closteriaceae. The record is from the annotation of a GenBank genome assembly.